GAGUUGCUGCCUUGGCCAGAGUCUGGAGCAGCCGCCGCCCGAGCGCGCAGAUCUCGGUUCGCAGCCCGCGCCGGCUCCCAUCCCGGCCCGACCCCUACCCAGCCCGGCCAGGCUCCAAACGCAGCCACCAUGGAGGUGAUGAACCUGAUCGAACAGCCCAUCAAGGUGACUGAGUGGCAGCAGACAUAUACCUAUGACUCUGGCAUCCACUCGGGGGCCAACACCUGUGUGCCCUCGGUCAGCAGCAAGGGCCUCAUGGAGGAGGACGAGGCCUGCGGGCGCCAGUACACACUCAAGAAGACCACCACCUACACCCAGUCGGUGCCCCCGGGCCAAGGUGACCUGGAGUACCAGAUGUCCACGACCGCCAGAGCCAAGCGGGUGCGGGAGGCCAUGUGUCCCGGUGUGACAGGAGAGGACAGCUCACUGCUGCUGGCCACCCAGGUGGAGGGGCAGACCACCAACCUGCAGCGGCUGGCCGAGCCAUCCCAACUCCUCAAGUCGGCCAUCGUGCAUCUCAUCAACUACCAGGACGACGCUGAGCUGGCCACCCGGGCCCUGCCUGAGCUCACCAAGCUGCUCAAUGAUGAGGACCCGGUGGUGGUGACCAAGGCAGCCAUGAUCGUGAACCAGCUGUCGAAGAAGGAGGCGUCUCGGCGGGCGCUGAUGGGCUCGCCCCAGCUGGUGGCGGCCGUCGUGCGCACCAUGCAGAACACCAGCGACCUGGACACCGCCCGCUGCACCACCAGCAUCCUGCACAACCUCUCCCACCACCGUGAGGGGCUGCUUGCCAUCUUCAAGUCGGGCGGCAUCCCUGCCCUGGUCCGCAUGCUCAGCUCCCCUGUGGAGUCGGUCUUGUUCUAUGCCAUCACCACGCUGCACAACCUGCUGCUCUACCAGGAGGGUGCCAAGAUGGCAGUGCGCCUGGCAGACGGGCUGCAGAAGAUGGUGCCCCUGCUCAACAAGAACAACCCCAAGUUCCUGGCCAUCACCACCGACUGCCUGCAGCUCCUGGCCUAUGGCAACCAGGAGAGCAAGCUCAUCAUCCUGGCCAAUGGAGGACCCCAGGCCCUCGUCCAGAUCAUGCGUAACUACAGUUAUGAGAAGCUGCUCUGGACCACCAGCCGCGUGCUCAAAGUGCUGUCCGUGUGUCCCAGCAACAAGCCUGCCAUUGUGGAGGCUGGUGGGAUGCAGGCCCUGGGCAAGCACCUGACGAGCAACAGCCCCCGCCUCGUGCAGAACUGCCUGUGGACCCUGCGGAACCUCUCAGAUGUGGCCACCAAGCAGGAGGGCCUGGAGAGCGUGCUGAAGAUUCUGGUGAACCAGCUGAGCGUGGACGAUGUCAACGUCCUCACCUGUGCCACGGGCACUCUGUCCAACCUGACGUGCAACAACAGCAAGAACAAGACGCUGGUGACUCAGAACAGUGGUGUGGAGGCGCUCAUCCACGCCAUCCUGCGUGCGGGCGACAAGGACGACAUCGCGGAGCCCGCCGUGUGCGCCCUGCGCCACCUCACCAGCCGCCACCCCGAGGCUGAGAUGGCCCAGAACUCCGUGCGUCUCAACUAUGGCAUCCCGGCCAUUGUCAAGCUGCUCAACCAGCCCAACCAGUGGCCACUGGUUAAGGCAACCAUUGGCCUGAUCAGGAAUUUGGCCCUGUGCCCAGCCAACCAUGCCCCACUGCAGGAGGCAGCGGUCAUUCCCCGCCUUGUCCAACUGCUGGUGAAGGCCCACCAGGAUGCCCAGCGCCAUGUGGCUGCUGGCACACAGCAGCCCUACACGGAUGGCGUGAGGAUGGAGGAGAUUGUGGAAGGCUGCACUGGAGCCCUGCACAUCCUCGCCCGGGAUCCCAUGAACCGCAUGGAGAUCUUCCGACUCAACACCAUCCCCCUGUUUGUGCAGCUCCUCUACUCCUCCGUGGAGAACAUCCAGCGCGUGGCCGCCGGGGUGCUGUGCGAGCUGGCCCAGGACAAGGAGGCGGCGGACGCCAUCGAUGCGGAGGGCGCGUCGGCCCCACUCAUGGAGCUAUUGCACUCGCGCAAUGAGGGCACCGCCACCUACGCCGCUGCCGUCUUGUUCCGCAUCUCCGAGGACAAGAACCCAGAUUACCGCAAACGGGUGUCUGUGGAGCUCACUAACUCCCUCUUCAAGCACGACCCUGCCGCCUGGGAGGCUGCCCAGAGCAUGAUCCCCAUGAAUGAACCCUAUGCUGAUGACAUGGACGCCACCUACCGCCCCAUGUACUCGAGCGACGUGCCCAUGGACCCACUGGAGAUGCACAUGGACAUGGAUGGGGACUAUCCCAUUGACACCUACAGCGACGGCCUCAGGCCCCCCUACCCAACUGCAGACCACAUGCUGGCCUAGCUGCCCGGACCCUAGUAUGGCGCCCCCUCCCCCUGCUUUGCAGCUCUCUCUCCCCCUGUGGGCUGCUGAGACUUGGGCUUCCCUUCCCUUAGGACCUCCUUCUCACGGGAGGCCUCUCAGGCUUUCCCUGAAACCCUGGCUUCUUUAAGGGGGAGCAAGCAUGGGGCCUCUGGGUGCUGAGCUGCCCCAGGGAAGGCAUGCCUUGCCUGCCUUGUUCUAUUAUCUUUGCUCCGGGCACCGAGUUCCUGCCCCUUCUGUAGAUGGCGGGUGGGUGACACAGGAGUGGCACGAGCUUCCAAGGGCCAUGGACCUGGCCUAAUCCCUGUGUCUAUGUCUGCUCCCCCCCAACCCCCCCAGGUGCGGUUCCCCAUCUGAGAGGUUCUCCGUGCAGGUGAUGGGGCCAGAUAGCCAAGUGCCUGAACCUGGGCAGCAGGGCUGCAACUUCCUGCCGAGCCCCGUGCCUCCAGAGGUCCUCUGUGGGGUCUUUCUUGGGAUAGUGAUCUGCUCCUGCUUUUCUGUUCUGGGCUGUGGGUCCAGGGCCUGAUACCCCAUUCCCACCCCUGAGGCCCUGGCACUAAAACUUAAGACUCGAGGCACCCACCUUGUCCCCCCCCACCAAAGUUUCCCCCUCCUCCCAGGAUGCCCGUCUCCAGUGGCUUGGGCCCCACAGCUCUGGCUUCUGAUUUGGUCACUGAACUCCAACUGUGCUGAGCCCCCGGGAUCUCCAGGCCCCAGGUUCAAGGCCAAAAGGCCCAGAAUCCAAAGCUUGUCUUGGAAAGUUCAGGGAUCCUCUGGGAAGAUCGGGUGGAGACACGAAGAGAUUGUCCCCGCCCCAGGACACUCAGUUGGCUUCGGCCCCUCCUAGGGGAGCUUGGGGACAGCGCCCUGGAACCCUCCUCCCGCCAACACAACUACUCUAGCUGACCCCUGAGAAGUGCUCUUGGCUGACCCCUCUGGUGUGCGGUGAGGGGCUUUCUCUUCCUCUUCCUAUUUCAAACUCCCCACCACCACCUCCUGCACAUGGGUGUUGGGGGCUGAGGGAGGUCCCAGCAGAGUUUUAUUAUGAUUGCUUUAUGUUUUUGGUUAUUGGUUUUUUUUUGUAUAGACCAAAGCAAAGAAAAUAAAACUAACACACUGA
Molecule: messenger RNA, 3505 nt
Organism: Budorcas taxicolor (takin)
Lineage: Eukaryota; Metazoa; Chordata; Mammalia; Artiodactyla; Bovidae
Gene: JUP
Product: junction plakoglobin
Exons: 14
Coding region: 130-2367 (745 amino acids)
Biological process (GO): cell adhesion; positive regulation of transcription by RNA polymerase II
Cellular component (GO): catenin complex; adherens junction
Molecular function (GO): alpha-catenin binding; cadherin binding; transcription coactivator activity
Source: RefSeq, a predicted model, not a curated record